This is a messenger RNA of Drosophila willistoni, 830 nucleotides long. Its product is annotated as serine protease 1. The record is from RefSeq and is a predicted model, not a curated record. The transcript has a single exon. Gene Ontology annotation, biological process: proteolysis. Bases 4 to 783 code for a protein of 259 amino acids. Gene Ontology annotation, molecular function: serine-type endopeptidase activity. NCBI's taxonomy places the organism in Eukaryota, Metazoa, Arthropoda, Insecta, Diptera, Drosophilidae.
AACAUGAAGGUAUUCAUUACAAUUUUGGCAUUGGCUGUGGCCUCCGCCUCGGCUUACGAGAGCGUGGUGCAUCCCAAGGACAUCACUAAGGCUGAGAAGAUCCAGGGACGCAUUACCAAUGGCUACCCAGCCUACGAGGGCAAGGCUCCCUACACCGUUGGUCUCGGCUUCAGCGGAGGUUGGUGGUGCGGUGGUUCCAUCAUUGGCAACACCUGGGUCCUGACUGCCUCUCACUGCACUGGUGGAGACGGUGUCACCGUCUACUUCGGCGCCACCUGGCGUACCAAUGCCCAGUACACCCACUACGUGAGCAGCGGCAACUUCAUCGAUCACUGGGUCGAUGAUAUUGCUCUGAUCCGCAUCCCUCAUGUUGAUUUCUGGUCCAUGGUCAACAAGGUUGAGCUACCCAGCUACAACGAUCGCAACGACCAAUUCCAGGACAGCUGGGCUGUUGCCUGCGGCUGGGGUGGCACCUACGAUGGCAGCCCAUUGCCCGACUGGCUCCAGUGCGUCGACCUGCAGGUCAUUGGCAACUCUGAGUGCGAAUCCUACUAUGGCAACAGCAUUGUGAACACCAACAUCAUCUGUGUCCGUGUCGUCGAUGGCAAGGGUACAUGCGGUGGCGACUCUGGUGGCCCAUUGGUCUCCCACAAUGGCAACAAACUGAUUGGUGUUACCAACUGGGUGUCUGGAUCCGGUUGCCAAGCUGGUCACCCCGCUGGCUUCCAGCGCGUUACCCACCACUUGGACUGGAUUCGCGACAACACUGGCAUUUCUUACUAAGAAGAACGUCACUUUAGAAAGCAAUAAAAAUAUUUAAAAAAUUGAAA